CCAAGAUGGUGGCAGGGUGUGCAAGUUCGUACUGUGAUGCUAUUAGUUUUCGAUAGAAAUUGUGAUUAAAUUUAAGUUAAUUAUGUUGCACAGCUGUGUGCAAAAGACAGCGUUUAAGGAUAUUUUUUGUCACUUUGACUGACGGUUUAACAGCACGGAUCCCAACCGCAACUAAAACGAGCAAGAUGAGUUACGAAGUGACGGAAGAAACCGCCUUCAAUGGCGAUGAUCUGAUGAGCAUGGGCCAGUUCAACAUGACCCAGCCGCUGGAGGAUAUGAAGCUGGACAAGAACAUGGUAUGGCUGCUGGUGUCACUGCUUUCCUCGAUUGUGUGGAUGGUGUACAUCACGUUCUACAACUCCCGGCUGUUCGGUUGCAUCAUUACGAAGCUGGCCAAUCGGCUGUAUGUGCGUGGUGCUUAUUUUAAAAUCGGGUCGCUCAAUGUAAAUCCCCUCGCUGGGAAGAUCAUGUUCCGGGACGUGGUGUACGUGUGUUUCGAUUAUACGGUGCGCGUUCAGGACGGUUACUUCAUAUUCCGAUGGUGGCGUUCGUACGUCCCCAAGGACGUGUCGGAAGAUUUGUCCCACUCCGACACCCGGCUGUCGGUGAUGCUGAACGGGUUCGAGGUACACAUCUACAACCGGUCCGAUCUGUACGCACGGCUGGAGAAAACGUUCGGACUGAAACCGUCCGUGCUGGUGCCGACGGAAGACAUGAACGCGGAGGAAAUAGCCAAGUUUAAGGAACAAAUCAUGAACGACGAAAACCAGCGGCAUAUUAGUGAAGCAUCGGCCAAGAUUAAAAAACCACGCCCGGAAGCAAUGACGGCAACAACGUGGCGAGAUUUAAUCCCGGUCAUCAAGAUCGAUAUAUGUUCGGGGCGGUUUGCGUUCGGAAAUCGUCUCACACCGACGACGCUCUCGCUGUGUGUCGAGGAAGCGCACUGCGUUUACAGCACGAAACCGGCCGUAUCGAAGCUGGACCAUUUUAUGCACUUCGUGAAGGCGAAGGUUGAGAAUGCGAAGGUUUUGCUUGCACCCAGCCCGAAAUUUACCGGAAUGGUAGACGAACCACCGCGCUACAUGGGAGAAGGCUUUGUGGUAAUGAUGUCGAACCUGAUGGAACUGUACUUCUACAUGGACGAGGCUGGUAUUGUGCCAGAGGAACCCGUAACGCUGACGCUCGCUAAUGGAGAUGUGGUAGAGGCGGCUCCACCUGUCUGGGGGAUCGAUAUCAAGUGCGGCAAGGGUACGGACUUCAGCUACGGUCCGUGGGCCGAUCGGCAGCGUGACCAUCUGUUUAAGUUCUUCUUCCCGCCCGAUUAUCAACCCAUGGCGGUUACAAAACCACCCAAACCGGGUGAUCGACGUGAGGUGCGAUCGUUCGAUAUCAGUCUGUGCACAUUGAACGAAGCGACGAUCGAUGUGCUGUUUUCGAAGAACAAAGAAACGAACGCGGUGCAUGUGAACAUUGGUGCGGGAUCGUAUCUGGAAGUGACCUUGCCAUGGAUAAUUCUGCAAGAUGGAAUGGCGACGAAGGUGACCGGACAGUUGCUACACGUAGAAGCCACCACCAGUUUGCAGUAUCGCAGCUUGGCCGAGUGUGAAACGCUGCAAUUUAAUGUUAAAGUUCAUUACCCAAUCAAAUGGAACGACCAUCAGGAGUGGACGAUUAAUCUGACCGGCAGCAAAGCCACUGCCUACAUCGUAUUCUCCCACAAGGAGUUCUUUCAGGAUUUAAUCGAAGACUGGGCUUCAAAGGCACGCCCCGACAUACUCAGCUUUGUGCCGUACACCUGGAAGUUUGGUGUCAUUCUGAAAGAGUUUGAAAUACUCACCCUUAGCAACGAGUUCAACUGGAUCGAUUGCUCGAGUACGAACCAGGAAAACCACCAUCUCGCAUUCUGUGGUGAUCUGUUCGAUCUAAGCUUUUCCCUUCCCUUCGAUGACUUCCUACCGGUGAAGCUUCCGAUCGUGUUCUGGAUCCACGGGGAAGGGCUCGAUCUAAGCAUGUACAUUCCGGAGAUAUCGAGCAGUCGACCGAUUCUGCUGGCACUGGACGAAAAUGCACGCAUCCUAACGCGUGACGGUAACGUGAAGAAGCGAUCCGAGUUGAUCAACAAAAAGUGGCGCCGUGUGUGUCAACGGGCGGUCGGUUGGAUUGACUGCUGGACGGUUCCGAUCGUGGCCCUUUCGAUCAAGUACAUCUACCAUCCGAUGCCACCGCUCGGGCCUGACCCGCAGGCCGAUAUAACGACACCGGAAAAGGAAGAAAUACUGCUGAGCCCCAUGCGUAUCCCGAAGAUGCGUAAAUCGCCUGCCAUUGCGUGGACGACGGUAGGAGAUGGUGGAGCGCCCCGUUUCGAUCCGACCAGCUUACCGCCGGAUCAGGUGUCGGUGGAGCUAGAAAUAGGAUCCUCGGUGAUGCUAGCGUACGGUGCGAUUCUGCGCAACUUUAUCCACCUGAAGGAGAACAUUUUCGGUGAAGAUCAAUCGUUCACUGAUAUGGAGAAUUCCAACAGUAAAAAUGCGUCACGAAGCAAUCCACUGGCUGGGGGGCUUGGGAAAUCCACCGGUUCAACCAAGGACGAUCCUUCCAAGUCCCUCUCCGAGACGAGCCUCAAUCCGGACGAGAAACCGAAACGCUUCGAUCCGCGACUCUACCGUCCACUGGAGGUGAUCGUGAGCGUUACGAUACACGACCUGCAGGCGCACGUGAUGAAAAACUGCAACGAAAACGACCCACCAUGUCCGAUUGUGUUGAUCGAGCGGCUUGGGUUCGAGAUGAAGAAGCGAUUCUACGAAACGGAGCUGCAGGUGCUAGUGAGCCCCUCGUUUCUCAUAUCGUCCGAUAACACGAUUCGUCCCGGGAAGGAUAAGCAUCUAAGGCAGGGUCAUUUGCUGCUUUCGGCCGUACAGGUCCGAGGACACGCAAUGUUCAGCAACGAAGGCCGUCAGCUGGAAGAGGAAACGCUCGAGUACGCUUGGUUGUUGGAAGUACAGCUGGGGAAGCUAUCCGGCAAAAUGACCCUAUCGCAGCUGUGUAACGUUGUGACUGGGCUGGAAACACUCGUCUUUCUCACGAUGGACUCGGAGAAUGAACUAAAAUCGCCGAAAACUGUGCGCUACUGUCAUCACGGAGUGCCAUCAAGCUCGUGCCCGCACACGAAAGAAGACGCCAAGUAUCGGUGUCCCUCGACGGAGGAUAUCAAGUACCGGAUGACGCGUGUUGCUGUCGAUGCGGUCGAUCUGUAUCUGAUAGAGAACGGUACUGCCAUGCACACGUGGAUCUCACCGGUUCGGUUGGCGACAUGUAACCUGCACGGACAGCAGGUAAAAUCGGGCAUAACUGGGCUCGUGCCUACGAUACUGCUCCGCCAGUUUGUCUCCACCGGUGGGCAUUUCAGUCAGUACAGCAGUGGCAAUUCGCACAGCAACACCAACACCACUGGCAGCAGCCGGUCGGCGAAGCUGCACCAUCAAAACUCAACCAAACACGCGCCGGACGAUGGGUAUCGCAAGUCGUCCGACGAGACGGGUCCAAUGUAUCGACGCUCGGCGAUGGAAGAUGGUGGCCCGAUGAUUACCUCCACCGGGUCCGGUUCUUCGGGCGGUGUUCUGAAGUCUGGCAGGCGAGAGAACGCGGUAGAACCACCGUACCCGCAGCACAGAAAGGACUCCAAGGAACAUCGGGACGAUCCGUAUGGUUCUAUGUCGAGUCGGAAGGGUCGUUCCGAUCGGACGGAAGAUCCUGCCAUCCACUAUCGGCGCGAUAACAAGGAGGAUCCGUACGCAUCGCUACACUCGACAAGGAACAGUUGCCGUGAUAUUGAUUCGAACGAACCAUGGCUAGAGGUCGGCUGUGUGUCACUGGGGCCGAUUAUUAUAGAGGCAGCGUCUGCGCUGCCCAUCCCGGAACAUUGUUUGCACUUGGUGCAGCAUAGCUACCUGAAAGUGCACGACGAAAAGAACAAGAAACUGUGGUUCCUCUGGUCCACCAGUACCGAUCCGGUGCGGUGCGGUUGUGUUGGUGGCUGUACCUUCUUCGGCACUAACCGCAAUGGGCCACGAUUUUUCAAACCUUGCGCCCAAGACAUCCAGGAGUUCAUCAACAUCGCACGCUACCACAUCCACCCGAAUCCACGGGAGUACGGCUUCGGGCAGAGCUUACUGCACGAAGGUCAGCUCGUGUUCCACACACCACCGUACAGCUUGCAGCCGGUGUCGUUGCAGGAAUGCUACGAGUACAUCGGUAAGCCCAAUCUCCAUCGCACCGGCCAUCGACAUCCGCCAGCGCACGGUGGUGGCGCACCGUCGGCCUGCUGCGGCACUGGCAUAAAGCUGGACAGCAAGUCACCGCACCUACCACAGAAGCAUGAAGCGAUGCUAGCGCAGAAAACGACUUCGGCCGAAAUUUCGCCCAACAAUACGCUUAUUCGGGGUGGCAGUGGCGGUGGUGUUUCUGGAGCGAGUGGAGCGACAACACUGGCCGGAACCGGUGAACGGUCCGGCAAAUCUUCCCUGGAACGGGUGAAGGAAAAGGAUGUUGGUUCGCCGCACGGUUCGGAUCGUGCACGGGGACGCCGGUUUUCGUACACAAGUGGAAGACAAAGCACAAUUCCACACGACGUUCCGUACUGUCGGCUGCUGGAUUCCAGUCCUAAAACCACCGCAAACAGCUCGAAAGUGUCAACGCCGACUCCCGGUCGGAUGGAUGGGACGGAGUCCCGGCUGCUAACGCCAAAAGGCUUUAAGGGCGAGCUGGAUGGGCCAUUCCUGGCGGACGAUCAUCACCACCACCAGCAUCACCAUCAUCAAGCACUGCAUCAACACUACCAGCAGCAGGGAGCCCAGCAUCACCAUCCACCGUACCACAGUCAGCAGCAGCACCACCAUACUCAGAUGAUGCUGGAAAUGUCCCACUCAGCACCUUCCCCGGGUCACCCGCUGGCGUCGGAUUCGGAGCAAUCGCUUGGCGCAAUCCUUCCGACCGGUUCCGGCAUACGUCCGAUACCGUCGGACGACGUUAUCAUGCGUGAUGUGCAGCGUACCGUUUCGCUAACGUCGGAGAAUCCUUCGGAAGCGUUCUUUUCGGCGGACGAAGAUUUGCAUGCGUCGCGCAGUUCCAGCCUAAAGGCUGGCGUAGUCGACCAUCAUCCGCACCCGGUAGCGAUACAGAAGAAACGCUUCGCAUCCGAUCUAAGCAUCGUGGGACCGAACGAGCUAGAGGGACGGCUUGCGACGCACCGGAGCGACUACGAGAUCCACACGCCCGAACAUCGAAGCCUCCCGAUGCGGCCCCAGUCUACGGCUGAGCUGAACGAAGAGGAACGGCGGCUCCACGGUCUAGCGACACCGAUGCGUAAGUUUAGCAACAUUUCACCACGGCCCGAGUUCCGCCAUUUUAAGCCAGUUUAUGAUGUGGACCCGCAAGACUCUUCCGAAUCACAUUCGCUCUCUUCCAGUUCCUUCAUAUCGGCGCUCUCGUCCCAGGAGGACAUCACGCUGGUUAAUCUGCACAUGCAAAUCAACCGCCCGAUCGUUGACUCGCCGCUACUGAUGGCCAGCUACGUGACGCAUCUAGCGCAGGUACGCUGCUCCAACUGGUCCCACUGCUCCAUGCCGCUCGGAGCGGACGCUUUCUCCAUGCCGCUGUUUCAGCAGAACGAAGAUGGAGGGCUGGUGUACAUUGGGGGCAAACUGAUACCCCACUUUGACACGUACUCCAACUGCCGUGAGGUGAAGAUUGUGUCGCGGUACGAUGUUCCUUUGGCGGGCAGUGGUGCCAGCAGUAGUCUGUCUGGUGCUGCUGGUACAGGUGGAUUCUCCACCCUCCCGAAACCACAUCCCUGGGACCCGAGCGUACUGGUCCGGAGCAGCUUCGACAAGCAGGAAAGCAGCAAGGAGGGCGAAAACGAAUUCCUCAGCUCGCAGGGUGAAAUCGCAACGCGCAACUCGAUCGUGGUUCGCUUCAAGGGACAGGUGGACGUGAUGCUAACGCCGCUUCUACUCGAAGGCUUGCAAAGAAUGAUUGAAUCGCUGACACCAACUCUCGCUACGCUGCAUCCACUGACCGUGAUAAAUGACAUUCAUGCAUCGUGCGUGCGGAAAGUCGAAGCAGUUAACAUACUGAAGCGCGAUCAAUCCCUAAGCUACUGGUCGCAGGUUCACUCGAACUCGAAGCGAUCGACGGCUGAGCGCAAUCUGCAGGGUCCCGGUGGACCGGUCCUGACCGACGUGUACGAAGAAAGUAUCUCCACCCAAGUGCAAGGAUUGAUCGUUCUGCCCAAGAUCAAUGUAACUCUCAUUCAGAGCUCGGUCGUCGAGGAGGUGAUAUCGUUCGCCGCGCUCGACAACGUCCAGGAGCUAAGCUGUGCGUCCUUGCUGGCCGUUUGCUUCGAAGGAGUCUCAACGCGGUUCCAUCUGGGCAAAACGACCAAAGCUUCGAUGCAUACGGUGUACACGCAGCCCACCGUCCGUUCGGGAGGGUUAAAGAAAAGUGGACUGAUUCGCGGCACUCGAGCACUGCUCGCACACCUGUCGUCCCAAACCCGCCCGGACAAUGUGCCUGGCGAGCCAAUACUGUUGGAAACAUCGGAAAAGCAGCUGGAGGAGCUUAUCAUUACGCUCGACAUUGGGAAAGCUCAUGCUCAACUUCGUCGCCUGAAGAACGAAUCGGCCAAUUUGCCCGAUUCCCAAAUCGUAAUCACGGCCAUACCGUCCCACCGCAGUCGCGCGAUGUUUGACUGUACGCGAAUGCCGGAAGAUACGGCCACAACCUCGCUGGAGGGUGGCACCAGCGCCAGUGCGCUGGGCUUUAUCAUGUUCGAGGGUGGACUGGAGGGUGUGAGCGUAAAGAUUGUGAAACGAUCUCAGUUUGAAAAAUCGGAAAAUGCGGAAGAAACUCUUAAACCUGAGGCGGACGCGCUUCCCACGGCGACGAUGCAUUCGGAGGCGAACCAGAACAGCGUUACGCUGAACAAUCCAUUAAACUUGGUAACGUUGCUAAACGAGGCGGGCGGCAAUAUGGCGGCGGAAGCUUUGGCCAAGUUUGGAAUGAAAAAACCGGGCACGCCAAAGUCUGCCGGUGGCAGUGCAAAGGAUCGAUCAUCGCUGUUCGAUAUCAAAUCGAAGGAUAAAAUGACCGCAGCCACCACCACCGCCAUGACGACGACGACGACCACUACAACGACCACGACGAUCCUUGGAGAUGGUGGCAAAACAUUCAAGACGAGCGUUAUGGUGCCGGAUGAGAUGGAUUUCGUUGGGGAUGGUACGCUGCCAACAUCGGCCGUGCAUCAAGCGCAGCCGACAGCCGGCUCGUCAACGCAAGCAAUGCCGUCCACAAACAAUGGAGCUCCAACUGUUGGGCAACAGCAUUCAUCCUCAACCGCCGCCAACAUUCCCGGCACGAGUCGAGACGAUCCAUGCUCUUCGAAGACUGGUAGCGCAGGAGCGGGCACUGUUGCUCCCUGUAGCAACGACAACGGCAAGACCUCUUCCUGUGUAAUUGACUUCAAAACGGUUUGGUUUAACUUUGCCGCCCCACCAAGAGCGCCGAUCACGCGAAAGAUUGACUACACGCGAUUGGAUUGGAACUUGCUGAGCACCGCUUCGCCGGCCAUCACGGCCUGGAUGAAUCCGUGCAAUCGGUUCGCCAUAAAGGUGGUUGCUCUCAUGAAAGCGAUGUACAUUCGGCGGACGGCCGUAACGGUGGCGCUUAUGGCCGAUGCUUGGGAGCGUCCUUCACUGCAUCGUCCGGCAAAGAGCCGGUACGGUGGGAAGUUCACACCGCUCGCUAAAACGCUCCAGGAAGACCCGAGCUGUCAGCUGUGCACCGUGCUGCAGAAGUUUGUGCUGGAUGAAUCCGCGGCCAAGAUAGAGUGUAUUCUCAAGCAGCAAUAUCUGCCACAGCUGAGCACCAUGCGUCAGGCUGUCAUCGUGCUAAGUCGGCAGUGGAAAAACGUUCUCUACAAUCCGAUGCUGUUCGAACACCAGUACAAGGGAAAGCUAGCCAAACCGGUCAACGUUACAUUUGCACUUCCGCAAGACGAGGACGCCGAAGAUACGGAUGACAUCGACACGGAUAACUAUCCCGUGGGAGUGCGCGAAAACCAUCCACUGCUCGGCGAGGAGAACGAGCACACGAUGCUGCUCGGCCAGUGCAUUCAACAGCCGCAGCAACAGCAGCAACAUCGUCAGCAGUCGGCUGCAUCGGCAACAUCAACGGCACCCACCCAGCAUACCGGCGGCCAUCAGCAGCCCCAUUCAUCGCUUCAUGUUAUCAAAAUGCCCGCCGAACCGCCGAUCCCGUCCGCGGCGUCGGCAGUACAUAGUGCGGUCUCGGCCAAGCUGGCGGGCGAUUCCCUUAAUACCUCUCCCAGUACCACUAACAACUCGCACCACAACAAGCUGCGGAAGAAAUCGUCGGUAAAAAGUUUCAUUCCACCGGCAGCGCCACCGUCGCGUGCUAGCAUACAGAUGUUCCCGAUCAUCUUCGACAAGCAGCAGGACCCGGUCGGGGUCGAGUACGGUGCACUCCGCGAAGGGUCCGUACCGUCCAUGUGCAGCUCGUCCGACUCGAUGGACAAACCCUGGACGCCACCAGCCAACCACAAGGAGGAUCUGUACUCGUGGAUGGCAAAGCAGCAGAGCGAAAGUACGAAGCAGCGGGAAAAGGAGAAAACGACCCAAAACAAUCGCCCGGUGUCGCAGAACCGUCCCGCGAUCCAUUCGGUGAAGUACAUGCAGGAUAACAAUCGCAUCCUAGACGCUCAUCUCAUCUUCGAACCAAUGCUAACCUGCCUCGGCGUAAUGCCCCAGCAAAUGAUCAACAAUGUAGCGAACAAGGACGUUUCUUCCCUGGAAAGUCUGGGAACGAAUCUGUCGCUGGUCUGCUCGUUCGACACGAUUCGCAUCGAUAUCGUCGUUAGUGAGGCAGGCGAUAGUAAGAAACCGCCGAAGCAAAAAGAUCCCAAAAAGCGUGGCAAUGGCAAGUUCACGAUCAUCCUGCCAGGCGAACAGCCGGCUUUCCUGUGCGAACAGGUCGGUGUCGAGCUGGAGGUGCGCAAGAUGACUGACGGCUUUCCGGACGACACUAAGCCUGCCAUGCUGUACGUGUCCCGCGGCCAGCUGAAGAAGCACACCAGCACGGUGAUCAACUUUAGCCUGAACGUGCGCUACAUCUCGCAGCAGGUGAACAUGCCUCUGUUGCGAUUGCUCCACCAAAUUACCAACAUGUAUCAAAACGUGAAAGACGCUCAGAACGAGCUGCGCGAUGCGCAUCCCGGUGGCAAGCGUAGUGCACCGCUCAAGGACGAAUCUAGCCUUGCGUCCGAGAUAAACGAUCCCACGCUGAUGGGAUCACUGAACGAGCCGCUCAUGGCACACAUCGAAACGUCCGGCAUCUUUGACUACACCGACGAGCGGUACGACAAGUUUAACGAGGACAUCUCCACGAUGCGACACGAGUUGCGGCACUCGAUUAGCCGUAGCAAGAUGCCCACGCUCGGGCCGCUGAUUCCACUCACACCGUCGCCCAACUCACGCAAUCGGCCCCAUAGCUUUGCCCAGAAGCUACGCAGCACCAGCAAAACGGUGAAAGGAAAGCUGGGCUACACGAACCUGAACGAAACGAUCAACACGCCGAACAAGAUGAGCCCGACGACCGGUGGCGGUUUUUCCUUUGCCGAGGCUCAAUCCAAACAAUCGCUCGAGGCGAAGAACUCACUCACCGGUGCCCCGUCGAGCACGUUCGGAGAUUUCACUGCGCCCUUUGAUCGCUCAACGUUCACCGGACCGAUUCACAGCAUUCUGGACACUCCGAAAUGCUGGAAAACGGUGUACCAUUUGCUGGAUCUGUACUCAGCGAUGCCGGAAACGAAAACGAUCGCUCAUCGUGUUUCCAUUUCGCCCGAUGCGGUGGAACAGAUUAAGGCAAGAAAGUACAAUCUACUCCACGAAAGUAAAACGCUGCGUGACGAAGAGGAACUUAUUGGAAGCCACGGCACAACGGGUGGCAAUGGUGCCGUGAAAGACGUCGGCGUUAUAACGCAGGAGCGUACACGUCUGGUUGUGUUCGGUGUGGCGAAGAUACACCGCACCCGACUGCUGGCUUCGUUGAGCGGGUUGAAGCUGGAGGCGGAAAUAACGGCUCUGCACAGUAGCACGACAUGGCGCAAAAAGUCACGCCCUGCGUCGUUGGAGUGUUCGCUGACCGGGCAAGUGGGUAGAGCGAUGAUUGUGCUGCUCGAAGGAACACAACCGAAUCAGCAAACCGUGGUGAAGGUGUCGAUCGGGAAGAGCCAAACCCUGUACUCGAGCAUAACGCGCCGUGGAAAGGAUAAAAACAAUGGAUUGCUCUCUAUCGGUAUGGUAAAUGUGGACAUUCCACAGCAUCCGGUCGCGCUGCACGGUAUGAUGACGCGCAGCUCGAAGCAGAUUUCUUCAACGCUGCAGGAGCUAAGAGUGACGCGAACGUCGGCCCGACUGACGCGGCAAAAUGAAGAGCCAGAAUCACCGUUGCACCACCAUCACCAUCAGCGGGAUGCCCGUGACAAGGCAACACCAUCCGCUUCCGCCAAUCAGCGCAAGCACAGCACGGCUACGGUUCGAACGAUGACGGGUGCAACGACGGCAGGUGGUGCUGCGGGAAGCAAUCCGAGCGGACUGCUGCAGCCGCUCUUUAUGCAGUUCAACAUAAUAUUGCAAAGCCUGUCGAUUAGCGCUGCGCUGCUGCCAUCGCUCCAGGCACAGUACAAGAUGGACCACGUAACGUCGACCGGUGUUACCGGCAGCAAGGCGAAGUUUACCGUCGAUCUUCCGAACCAUUCGCUCAGCUUUACCACCAAAAUACAAACCACAGAAACGAACCUUCCUUCGGAGGCUUGUAUCGCGCUGCCACCGGUUCACGUCAGUGCGGAGUACGUGCCGGAAAGCACAACCGAAGAGGUACCGAUCGAUGGUGUCGUACUGCGGCAGGGCGGCUACCUUGCAGCGUCGGCCGAAAUCGGUGUAUUUGAGCGCUGUCUCACCACCGACCUGCUGAACCAUCUCGUGUUUGUGCAGAAGGUGUUCAUGAAGGAGGUGAACGAGGUGGUGCAGAAGGUGUACGGUGGAGAAAAGCCGGUUCCACUCUGGCUGGAAGAGUCCGAAGACAGUGGAUCCACCAUCAAGCGCAUCCUCUUUUCGCUAAACAUUCGCGUGAAGCGCAUCCAGCUAACAGCAACCACACCCUGCUCCUCUGCCGUUCGCUUUGAAACGGGCCAGCUGGAACUGCAUCUGUCGAAUCGCGUGAAAAACAUUGCGGACGCUUCCAAUACAAAGCUUUUCGGAAAGGCGCAGAUCGAUUUGAACCUCUCCCUGGGGCAAAUCAUCAAAAAUAUUAUCUUCGACGAGGCGGAGCCAGAAUUUCAGCAGCACGCUUUCUUCAACACCACCAUCGGGCUGAGGAAUGCGUUCCAGAACGAAAUGCUGAACGACGAUAAGGAACUGGUGCUGAUCACACUGAAGCGGCCGUUGAUCUACGUGCAGCCGAUAGCAGUCGACAAAGCGAUCCUCGUGUGGUUGAACUACAAGAACGCGUACGAGUACUGGACGGAAAAGCGGGCCAACCUCAACAAGGAGGUGCUGAUGGCAACGCAACAAGUGCUGGAAAAGGUGCCAUUCGGCCAGAUAAGCCACCAUUUGGCGACGACCGCGAACCUUUCCACCCUGUUCCUGCAGCUAACGGUGGAAGAUAUGGGCAUUUGUUUGCCGCUGAAUCAACCGCCCCAAAUCUGGGGUAACCGGUCGGUGCAGGACUUUGAGCAAAAGGGGGCUGUGGUUAUUACGCUAGAAAACACGAUCAUCUCAGCCUGCAGCUCCGGUUCGCUCGUGUCCAAGGGCCGCUUUGCUGGACUGUGCCUACGGUUUGCCGAGGACUUUGAUUCCUCGCUCGACGAGUGGAAACCCAACAUGAACGAUUCGAGCAUCAUGAAUCUCUGUGUCGUUUCCGAAGGCACGUACGAGGUGUGUUCGCGAACGAUCGCGGCCAAGCAUCCGGAUAACGCGAAAUGGUUCCUAAACGUCAAGUGGCAGAUGGAGGGUGUGGACAUCCAUCUGGAUGUUAACAUUGGUAAGCAACUGUCGGCACUUGGACACACGUUGACCAUGCUCACCGGAUCGGAGGACGAUGAACCAAUCUCGUCCGAUACGCCCGACAGCGAUGACAUUGAUGCAGCCGGCCACCAGGGCGGCAAAGAUUCCAAGUCACGCAAGUCGGUCGAUUCGCUGCCUUCGUUCCUGUUCGACACGACGCUCGAUCCGAAGAAGCGGUCACUGCUGAUGGAGAACGAAAUAAACGAGCAGACGAAAAUCGUGAACGAUUUCCGUACGCUGGGUGCGUCGGCGAAGACGAUCGAGAACGAGGAACGACGCCUGCAGGAGCUGCAGGCCGUGUACUACAAAUAUUUCCGCCGUGAUAUGAUACAGAAAUGGAAACGUCCAGCGAUGCGUAAGCCGAUGCUGAAGGCAGCAAACCGUUCCCGUUCGUUCGUUGCUCCGUCACCGACCCGGGAGGAUCUUAUUGACGCUGGCUGCAUCGAUGGAGGUAAUGGGCACGCAGGUGCAAGCGCUGGCUGUGGGACCAGUAGCGUGAUGGAAGCCUUCACAGGUAGCGAGGACAUGAGCAGUUUGCAAGAAUCGCCCAAUUCGGGACCAUCUCGAACGGCAUCGUUGCGGGUAAAAAUUCCGCCCAACUCUUCCCGGGUAACAUUCAGCGAAACGAUGCGUCAAUCGUCACUACCCAGUGCCGAUUCGGAUGUGGCUGCGUAUUCCGACUCUGGGCUUGACUGGCCCCGGUACGAUUCGAGCUCGGUUACGUCGGACGUGCCCCAUUUGCUGGAGAUCGACGGGGAGCAGGUUGAGCUGCGCAAGAAAAGUCCCAGCCAUCCGCAGAAACAGCAAGAACCCAACAUAGAUUUCGAGCUAGACAUUAAGGUGCUGGUCAAUUCGGGCAAAUGUGUGCUGCAUACCAAAGACAUUCAUGACGAGCGACUGUCGUCGACAAUGGCGGGUGGGAAUAGUAAUAGUAACAAUGCUAGUGCCGCAAGUGCCGCCGGAGGUACGAACGCUUCCAUGGCUGGCAAACAUCACAAGCGGGAGCGAAGCACCGGUGGGGCGACGGACUGGGGUAGCCCUAUUCCUCCGCGUCGUAAUAAGGAUAAAUCGCGGUUGAAGUACAACACCGCGCCCUACACAGCGCUCGUCGAUUUAACCAUAUUCCACAUACCGGGACUGGACGUAAAGCUGCAGUAUCAAUCGAAAACUGUCGGCAAUGAUGAUGCUUCGCCGCGUCUUAGUACCACCGAUCCGUUCGGUGUGUCACGCAAGCUGGCCUCGAAACGAGCGACACUGUUCGCUUGGAUGACCCUCCAAAGCAUCCCCGAGGAAACCAUCAUAUCUCCUCAUAUUUUGGAAUUUCUGGAACAAACGCUCGAACCGAUACCGUCCUCAAAGGGAACUGGUGGAGUCUCUGGAAUGAACGGUGCUAACAUUGGCGGUGGUGGUGGUGGUGGUGGUGGGGGUGGUGCUGGCGGUGUCAACGGGGGUGGCGGUGUUCCACCAUCUGGUGGAGGAGUUUCGAAUCCAGUCAAUCUGCAAAUGCUGGAACACAACUAUGCCGCAGUUUAUGCCAGUUUCCCCGUCGAUGUGGUGGUUUACUUCCACAUGCAACCGUCGACCUUCCGGUUCUCGUGUCUUCCGGUCUCACGCGUCGAGUGUAUGCUACAACUACCCAGUCUGGACAUAAUCUUCAGCUCGAACCGCCAGGAUGAUGAUACAUCCGGCGGUCACACAUCGUCAGGAGGUGAAUCGACAGCAAUGCCCGGUGGAGAUGGGAAAGUAGCGGGAGGACUAAGCGUGACCGGAUGUUUGGCAGACUUUAACGUGUACAUCUUCCAUCCUUACGGAGGCAAGAAAAGUAACCUGAAGGAAGCUCACCAAUUCUCUCCGCUGGCCGACAGUGAGCGAAAGGACUCGCUAAGCAUUAACGUAGAGUUUGUGAAAUUUCACAUCACACGCUCGAAAAAGAUCAACAUCGUCGAAACGGGGUUGACGUCACGGAAACACUCGGACCAAGCGUCGAAGGCAACGAUCCGCUUCUCUACGAUCGUCGACAUUGGCUCGGCAUCGUUCAAGUACGAUAUGCGCCGGUUGACGGAGAUACUUGCGUUCCCCAAGGCAUGGUACAGAAGGAGCAUCGUGCGACGCAUGUUCCUCGGAGACUUGGGCAUGCAGCAGACGAGCAUGUGCGAUCUAGAGAUACCAACAAUUCCGGAGGGAAGCGUUGAUGGAGGUGGUGUGUCGAGGUCGAACGAACGAGAUGCUUCGAUCGAGGUCGAGAGCAGGCUGGGAAGUCGUGGGGAGAAUUUGAAUCGCGAUCGUCUGCGCCUGAGUCUGGAGAACAUUGGCAUGGGAACGGGUGGCAGUGGUGGAAGCAGCGCAUCUUCAACUGCAAGAAUUAAGGAUCAAAAGUCUUCGAGCCUCGAUUCCACAUCGUCGCCUUCGGAUGUGAAUCAGGUCACGUCCUGGGAAACGUUGGUUCUGUUCGCGAUCAACUUCACCAAGCUGAACGUUCAGAUGAAUAUGGGCAAUGUGAUGGGCAACAUUGUGUGGCUAACGAAGGCUUUCCGCAGCGAUGGAAGACUCAGUAUUGGCAGCACGGGACAUAAGAACAUGUACAUCGGCGUGGGUUUGGGUGGGUCCUCGCUGGAUGCGAAGGGUGGCAUCGUCGGGGGUACGAUCGAUCUGAACCGUAUCGAUACGUACAUCCACAUUCGCGAGGAUCCCGGCUCAGAACCGGAUCAUAAGGUAGGCAUCAAGCUGAUGGCGCUGGAGCUCAAGUUCGACUACAUGGGCACGAGUGUGUUGAUGACGCGCGUUAGCUCCCUAAAUGCACAGCUGCGAGACGAAUGGAAGUUCUCGAAGGAUCACGAUUUCGGCAACAAGCUACCGACAAACUAUCCCGCCAUCAUACUCAUCCACGGUGACCUGUCCUGGGAUCAGCUGCAGAUGAUGAUUUCCAAGUCAACCACCGCCGACAUACUGAAGAUGUUCUACAAGCUGGAGGAGUUCUUCUCGCAGCAGUUCAAAUCGUCCAAGCGUGUAUUUUCUAGCCUCGAACCGCGGCUGGCCAAUUCUUCGCUGAGGACUAGCGUGCGGCGUCGGGAGGAGAAAAAAUCGCUUGGAGCCGAUGCAUUGAUCCAUGACGCGCGCCAUCACCGCCACUGGCAGCGACCGCUGAAGCAGACGAAGGGCCUCUGGUUGUCGACGUUGGGCGUACCGCUUUCCAACAUCGGUACCGUGCUCGGCGGUACGAUGGAGCUGCACGGACAAAACAUCUCGCUCGCCUGCUUCCACGGUAUCAACUUUAAGGCAAAGUCAUGGGCUUUGUUCAGUCUGAAGGAGCCGUGCAUUGAUUUCGCGACCGAGGCGCAACACGUUGAGUCGACGGAGGAGGUACACAUCAUACAGACGCUAACGUUUGGGCUCGGCAUGAACACUCAACAGCCACCGCAGCAUCACUCGAACGCGACCGUGGUGCGGAUGUCGCGCAACGUCAUCUUUCCGCCUCAGUUUAAGACCCUGCACGAGUGGUUCCACUACGCAUUUGCCAACAGUGAAAUUGAUGGAGUUGAUCGAUUCCCGGUGAUUGAGCGAGACAAGGAGCACAACACGAACUCAAUUGAACGAGCGCGCGGCUCGGGUUCGGGUUCAGCGCCUCAUCAGAAACUCCAGGACCCCAACCUCAACCGGGAGGUGAUUUUCGCUUUGCCGAGCUUGCAGCUACACUUCAAGACCGAACACCUGCAGGGCAUCUCUACUCCUGAUACAGCGCAGGACAAACCGAUGGUGGAGUGCAGCUUCAUCACGGCGUUCGAGGAUCACAUCUUCGUUACGGUCGAUGCGGAUGCAUUUUUCUUCCUACACGAUCUCAUUACUUCCUACCUUAGCGAGAAAGAAAAAGUGCUCGGUACAAUUUCCACCAAUCGAUCGUCUUCGCCUAAUCCUGCUAAUGUAACCCCACCACCACCAACAGCCAGCGGAACGCCGGCAGGUUUAUCAGUCUUGAAAUCGGCUCACACGCUAAAAACCAGCUCUUCCAACCUAGCGUCUGGCGCUGCACCUUCCAUGUCAUCUCUUGGCACGCAGGACUCGACCUCUAGUCAAUCGAUCGCUGCCAACGGUGGUAGCUCCGUAGAUUUGAACGAACCGGGUAGUUCCCAAACACCCGCCACUGCAACGACAUUGCCGGGAUCCAAAUCAACCAUCCCACGGCCGGUGGAUGAGACGAAGAAACCGGUCGGCAGUACCAUGUCCAGUCCUGCCGGUACCACCUCGAGCGGUGCAGCAACCGGUGGCGGAAAACAGGUGAACAUUGUGGUGGAAAAAUCGGACCUAGAAUCGUUUAUGCGAACCGAUUGGCGUCAUUUCAACUGCAAAACGUGGCAUCUGGAACCCACUGUACGGCUGCUCUCGUGGGCCGGCAAAUCGAUCGAACCGUACGGAAUUGAUUACAUCCUGAACAAGCUGGGAUUCAGCCACGCGCGCACCACUAUCCCGAAAUGGCUUCAGCGUGGGUUUAUGGAUCCGCUCGAUAAGGUGGAAGCACUGCUGAUGCUGCAGCUGCUCCUGAUGGUGAAGGACAACGGCACAUCGGACGACAAGGAUUCGAGUAAAGAUAAAUGAAAUGUGAGUUUGAAAGAAAUUAUUACCCAUCCCAAGACUUGUUCGGAGAGAGACUGGUGCCGGGGUUUCGGAGGGUUAGCAAGCAUUUAAACCCGCCCACGGAAUAUACCGUGAUUUUGUUUCUUUAUCUCAGCGUCUGCUCAACUAUAUUUACCCUUGUACGUUCGGGUUUUUGGUAUACCGCCGCUUAUAUCCCAUUACUAGCUAAUCUAGUCCAAUGUCCGUAUGUCCCAUGUUAGGAACAUACGGCCGCUUGCUUGAAAAUGUCUAUCGGAUUAUUCUACCGAAUGAUCUAUAUACUCCAACAACGGAUCGAAGCGGGCGAGUGUGUUACUGUAACCGGUUACCCUGUUCAAUCAAGCAUCAAUCAAAUCGGUAUCAAAAAAGAAAGGCAGAAUAAACCAAAUGUGAUCCAACAUUAUUCAAACAGUAA
Molecule: messenger RNA, 17160 nt
Organism: Anopheles stephensi (Asian malaria mosquito)
Lineage: Eukaryota; Metazoa; Arthropoda; Insecta; Diptera; Culicidae
Gene: tweek
Product: transmembrane protein KIAA1109
Biological process (GO): synaptic vesicle endocytosis
Source: RefSeq, a predicted model, not a curated record